Paramecium sonneborni is the source of this 940-nucleotide messenger RNA. The record is from the annotation of a GenBank genome assembly. Lineage: Eukaryota; Ciliophora; Oligohymenophorea; Peniculida; Parameciidae.
AUGAAUUGCUUAACACAUAGUGGUGUUUUUAAAUCAUUAUGGACAAGACCAUUAUACAAAGCAGGUAAUUUGUAUACAUGGGGUGUUCACAGUUUGGGAUGUGGAAUAAAUUAAGAUUCAUAGAGAGACUAAUUGAGACCAAGGAGAAUUGAUGCUUUUAAUGGAAAUGUUUAAAAGGUAUAUCCAAGUGAAUUCUUCACAGCUGUGAUAACAGGUAUUGAUAUAUAAUAAAUGAUAAGAUAAUGGUGAUUUGUAUACAUUUGGUAACAAUAAAUAUGGUUAAUUGGGAUUGGGUAACACUUAAGAACAUUAAACCCCAUAACUUGUGAAAUACUUUAGAGAUAAAGGAUUAAAGGUAUUAGAUGUGGCAUUGGGAUCAAAUCAUGGAGUAGCAUUGGCUUGUAAGAAAUAAUAAAUAAUAUGACAGCUGAUGGCCAUGUUUAUACAUGGGGAGGUGCAAACAAUUCAUUCUUAGAUUAAUUAUUAUGUAAACCAAAUGGAUUAGGUGAUAAUUAUUAGAACAAUCUUUUAUAACCAUAAUGUGUAGAGAAAUUGGUUGGAACUUCAAAAGGUAAAUUUGUUAGUGCUGGCAUAAACUACUCCAUUGUAGUUAAUGAAAACAAUCAAGUAUAUGUAUGGGGAGCUGGUAAAAGAGGAGAACUUGGUAAUGGAUGUAGAUUGAAUUUCAGAUACCCAGAAUUGAAUCCAAUAUUUGAAUAAUUGACUAAGUCAGGUUAUACAAUCUAAAAGAUUAAAUCAUGUUUUGCUGGUACAUUGGCAUUAUUAAGUAAUUANUCGUGAUAUUUCAAAUCAUAUAUCUAGUUAGUAAAGGUAUAUUGAAUUUUGAAUUUGAGUUGUUUCAAUGUAAGGUAGAUACUAUGAGAGAAUAUUUGUUAACAUGGAUUAUUUAAAUAGAAAAUGGUUAAAAAAGAUUUAUAUA